Molecule: messenger RNA, 8458 nt
Organism: Cimex lectularius (bed bug)
Lineage: Eukaryota; Metazoa; Arthropoda; Insecta; Hemiptera; Cimicidae
Product: serine-protein kinase ATM-like
Exons: 53
Coding region: 15-8390 (2791 amino acids)
Biological process (GO): DNA repair
Molecular function (GO): protein serine/threonine kinase activity; protein binding
Source: RefSeq, a predicted model, not a curated record
GAAAACAGUUGAUAAUGUCUGAUUUGGAAAGGCAUCUCAUCGAUUUGUACAAUCAGCUCGACUCGAAUAAAAUAAAAGACAGAAAGAAGUCUUUCGAAGAACUCAAACAGAUCCUGCAGGAGUCAAAUUACACAUCUCUAAUUGACAAGAACUCUACGGUUAAAAAUAAAGGCGGAGUCAACUGGAAUCAACUUUUUAUUUCUGCUCACAACGGAGCAAUAAAGGAAGCUGAAUUAUGUCUGACUGAAAAGAGUGAAAGGAAAAUUUUUGGGGUGAAAAAUUUUAUCUCUAUCAUCCUAGAAUUAGUGGCAAAAGCAAAUUCAGAAGUACCUAGAUUACUGUGCAGUAAUAUUGUAUCAUGUAUACUAGAAGCUUCAGAAACUCCUCACAACAGGAGGCUUUUUUCAGAAGGAUAUUCACGGAUGCUUCAUGACCAUGUCCUCUCAUGUAAAAAGUACUGGAGCGAGUUAACACUACUGCAAUGGAUAGACCUGCAGAAACUGUGUCAACUGCUCUUGGAGGAGGCAAAUUCGGACAAAAUGAAAUGCACCCUGGUAUCUUGUUUAAAUUUUGUAUGCCUUCACGGUUCUCACAUUACAAAGUUUCUACCACACAUUCACAAUUUGUUAAAGGAAUUACCUAAUUUUCUAAGUCAAAUGAGUACCAGUCAGAUGCCUGGCUUGCAACUGAGUGUUAUCCAAUUAUCACUUACUAUUUGUAAAAGGAUCAAAGAAGAAUACAGAUACUCGGUUUGUAAAUUUGGAGAGAUUGCGUGUCCUUAUUUAAUCACACUUUAUGAAUCAAGAGAUGUCAUCAAUAAAAAAGAACUAAUUGCACAAUUGUUAAUUGAAAUAGUAGAAGUACAUCAUCCCUGUGGUGUAGCUAGCAAUUCUCCAGGCGCUCUUGCAUUUUCCUGGGAUGAUUGGACUAGCCAGCUAAAGACACUUUACAAAACAUUAGAAGAUGAAAUAUUUAGUAUAUUGAACUCAAAGAAUGUUCUUUCUCCUUACAUAGUCCAUCUAGCUGUUAUUUGCGCCAAACAGGUAUUUUCAGAAAACUAUGCCAAGCAGUUUGGUUCUCAGGAAUCGAUUGAUUUCAGUUUUGACACACCGUCGACGUCAAAACGACGAAGGCUCAAUUCUGGGAUUGACUUCUUGAUCAGUACAGUCCAGACGAAACCGAUUGCUGACGUCGCUCCUUUGCUGAUAUUUUUAGAAGCGUUAAUGGAAAGAUAUCCCGAGAUGUUUACCGAGGAAGAUUUUCUCAAAUUAUUGCAGUACACUUCUGAAAAAUUACCUAUCUGCACAUUGACAGUUGUAACUAACCAGCUUUGCAGAAUUGCUGUUCAGCUUGUAAACCUUGAAGAAGUUUUAAUAGACAAAACAGAAGGCUAUGAAAAAGAAAUUCAGAAUUUGUGGCUGAAUAUUUGGAACACAGCCAUAAACUUUUUACAUUUCUCAAAAGAGAUAGGAUUGAAACAGCCAAGCGAAGAAACGCACCCUUUAGUCCGAGCCUUGAUCAGAAAAGGUUUUCAGACUUUUAUGGCCGAUUCGUUGCUGAAACUUUAUUUAACAGGUGUGCUCCCGUUUGCCGAAGAAUCACUCAAGACUUUUAUAUGCCUGUGCCAAAACGGUGUCAUAUCAGAAACACCAGAGGUGAGGAAGAAGCUCUUGGAAUGGCUUAUUAUAAACAGAGUACUCGACGAUUGCUCUUCAGCUGUGUUGUGUGGACAAGCUAUGUUCGCUCUUUUGCUCAAAUCAAAGUUUCCAAGCGAUGAAAAAAUUGUUCCAAGUCCAAAAUGGAGGGAAUCUGAGUUGUACUUUUUGUCUACCUCUCUUGAACAACUUCCAAAAACAAUAGUACAAAGCAAAGAAAACAACUGUAAUGCUUUGAUAGAAUAUCCUCAAUUUUUGAAGGAAACCAUACAAAAAUUAAAAGAAAAAGAAGAAGAAUUUAUUGGAAUGAAUGAUCCUCUUGUCGCCCUUCCUCAUGCGACUGCUCUCGUUGUCCUUACUUCUUUAGCUCUUCAACAUAAAAUAUCUGGCUCGGAAGAGAUUAAGAAAUUGCUUGACAAUUGCUUAGAACUUCUUUGGCCAUUUUUAACAAAUCAACUGAAAGAGAGCAGGGAAGAAGUGAUGAAUGAGUUGCUCAUUGCUGCUAACAUAUUUUUCCAGGAAAUUGUCAAACAACCGAGUUAUGUGAAUAAUAGAAAUGUGGAAAAAAUGGCGCAGCACGUUUUUGUUUUUUUCAUUCAGGAUUACAAAAGUUCAACAACGAAUUCGAUGCUGACCCCCUCUCAAAAAUUUGCGUUUGAUGGAUUUGAAGAAGUGAAGAAGGUUAAUUACGAAGAUGUUCCAUUAAUACAGCUCAACUCUCUCAAAUUAAUUUUAAAUUUGGCCAUGAUUAACAGCACCUGCAACGGCAAUUAUUGUAUUGAGGAUUAUCUUUUUACAGUUUGCAAUGACACAAUUCAACCUACUACAUUGAAGGGUUUUAAAAUUAUUUUGAUGGUUUUGAACACGAUUCUUGCCAGAAAAAAGCUGCCUAAUAAUAUUUUGACAAAGGUUUUAUUAUUGGUCAGGGAUCUUUACAGUUCCAGGUUUAAACACCACGAAGAAUUAAUUGUAAUUCUUAAAAUGACUAUGAAUGUUAUUCCUCAUGUGUAUGAUAGUAAUGAUAUAGACCACCAUGAGGAUCUUUGUUCGCUCAUUUCGACCUGUUCUAAAGUUAUCAUAGAGAAAAAAGAUUAUGGCCCUGAAAUAAUGAAACAUUUUGUCGACGUUUUGAUUUCAAUGGUCAAAACCGACAGGAACAACAAGUGGAAAAUAGAGCAUGCAGGAAACGGCAUCAACUUGCCCACUGCUUUGCAAAUUUUAGAAUUUUUCAAAAGUCCGUCCAAUCAGGUCAGGUUCAAGGCAAUCGAACACAUUCCUAUUAUUUUCAAGAACGAGGUAGUAUCACAGGACCUGAUGGAAAUUCAAAUGGAAGCAUUUACCAGACUUAUGGAAGCUGUUUCCGACCUUUUCACCGUCAAGGGUGGCUUACCUGAAGAAGACAUCGAAGAAGAAGCGCUGAAAAGAAGUUGUUGCGCCUUAAAAAUAAUCGCCACCAUCAUAACCAAUUCCUAUGUUUGGAGAAGAAAAGCUUUGUUUAAAUUGUCUACUUUAGUUUCAUCAAAAAAUAUACAAAGAACUUUAAUUCAGCGGAUUCUCAACCAAAUCCAAGUUGAUAUGAAUCUAUCAAAUGUUACAAUGCUGUUGGAACAAAAUUUGGAUCACAUUGUUCUUUCUUGGUACGAGCUGUUUAAAAAUUUUAAGGAUUUCCCUUUCAGUUUGAUGGGUUGUAUAAGCAGGACUGAUUUUUUCACUGAUUAUAAACAAUUUCUUGUGCCGAUUGUAAUAUCAAAAAAAGACAAGGCAGAGUUGGAUUUUUUAGCCCUUUCUAUAAAUAUGGAUAGAUCAACAUUAGUCCAGGAAUGUUUUCCUGAAGUUGUGUCGUGCCUUUUGCCGAAAUUUUCUCCAGCAACUGAAACGAUGCAGCAAACAUUGUCUAUACAUGCAUUCAUCGAACAAAUCAUAGGAUCCCAUAAGUUUCAAGAACUUUUAACGGAAAAGUUCGAAAAAGUUCUUGUUUGCAUUUUUAGCAAGCUGCACGACUUGCAUUAUUUCAACCAACUCUGCGGCGACGAUCAUUCAGUUGCUUUUCCGGAGAAAACAUCUUUGAACAUAGACUACGAAGGAAUUUGUGCCGCACUUUCAUACCUUCAGAAAACAAGCCCAGAUCCAAAUAGGGAGCUGUUGGUACUCCUGGCUCUUGAACAUCCAUUACAUAUACAUAAUACAAUGCACACUCUGUUCACGUACAUAACUGUGGCUACUUGUGAUGAAAUCAGGGCUUUGGCUCUCUCGCAGUAUAUUGCUUUCUGCUAUGAACUUUUAAAAAAUAUAACACAAAUCAAACGGACAGGUGGCUAUGUCAUUCGCCAGGUCAUACAUGUACUUCUUAUGAUGAGCAAAAGCGAAUUAGCGAUACCCGUGCUCCAUUAUAUGUACAGGAUCAUCACAGUGUCACUACCGCAUUGUGCGAUUGUGUUUAAUGACCUUUUGACUCACAUUGUGCCCACAUUAGUGGCAUUUGUCAAACAAAAUCCUACUAAAGAUGAAAUAGCUAUGCAAAUCCUUGAGCAUUUGCUCAUCAAAUGCAGGUCAAUGUUCACCUCGGUGGAAAACCUUGAUCCUCUGCCCAAUAGUGAUGUAUUUUUAACGUUGAAGAAAAGUCAAAACACCAAAGAUAGCCUGAAAGACGUCAUUAAAAAUUUCCUCGCUGCCGGUAGCCAGAAUUUGGAUCCUUCUUAUAGGACAGAAGGAUUAGAACAUCUUUGUCAACAGCUCAUUGUUAAAAAGGAUGAGCUGGCCAAAUUUUACGAGGAAUUAAGAAUGUCAAGAGGCUUAUCUGAAGACUGCGCCCAAAGUCUUCUACACCGUCUUAUAAUCUCUUUGAUACAGUUGACAACUUCAAAUAAUUCUGAAAUUACAAAAUGCGCAGCCCAGUGCUUGGGGGAGAUAGGUCCUUGCAAUUUAACAACGCUUGUUUUAAAGCCUGAAUCUCAAUCCCAGCCACCUUCUUUCUGCAGCAAAGUUAUAUCUCUCCUUAUACCACUCUUGGUUAACAAUGACCCUGAACUUGUUUCAUCAACUGCAUCGGCUCUCAUAGCUUUGAUGAAAACAAAAGAAGGUCACCAGGUCAAAGACUCGCUACAGAGAACUGAAAAAUGUUAUAUAUCACCGUUUGUUUCCAAAAGCAGCAAGCAGAAGAGCUCGUAUUGCGUUGAAAUGCAUGAACAAAAGCUGAAAGAAAGCUUGCAUCUCUGGUGCCCUGAUUAUAUCUAUUUGUUGCACGCUGAGUGGGUGAGGGGGCUGACAUCUUCAAUUCUCAACGCUUUUACAAAAGAGGAGUCUUUUCUGAGGCUUCUCAUACCUAUAGUUGACACACAGGUCCAUAUUGCAGAAGAGUUGCUCCCUUAUUUGGUAUAUAUGAUUUUAAAACAUCAAGAAAAUUUCAUUAGCCAAAUCGAACAUAAAAUAAACGACUUUUUUAAAAAACAUUUCAACAUGGCACAUGGAAUAGGAACGCAAGUGGAGGAUACCAAAUCCGUUAAUAUUUAUAUGAACAGGGCAUCAAUACAGUGCAUGCUACGUGUUAUUAAUUUUUACCGACAACAAGAAGCCAUGAGUGAAAUCAAGCUUAGUAAAAAGCUGGGCUUGGAUUACCUUUAUAUUGCUCAAGCCGCUCAAUUUUGUAAAGCGUAUUUCACCUCAAUUCUGUAUGCUGAACUUUGGGCUGAACAAAUAUUGAGUGAUUUCCAAAUCCCGGAGGACUUGUCUAAUCUCUCUCCACUUGAGAAGAUAAGCCAGUACAAGCCUGAGGAAGCUAUCAUCCUUCAAAAACUCCUGUGGGAGGGAUACAAAGAAAUAGGUGAAUUUGAUGCGGUUUACGGAUGCGGAGACAUCCACUUAGUCGAAACGUCCGGGAGGAUCAAGUUCUACUCUCAAAUGGGCCUCUGGUCUAAGGUUAUUGAGCAAUGUGAGCUGAGCCAAGAUCCCGCAUUCACCCAAGAUUUAGUGGACGCUUUAAGGAUGAGUGGGAAAUUUACGAUUGCCAAGCAAGUUGCAAAUGACAAAUCAGAUUACGAAUGUGCUUGGAGGCUGGGAGACUGGUCAUUAAAUCUGCCUAAAGAAGAAAAUUAUAGUGGUUUGUUAUAUGGUGCAUUGAAAGCAAUACAUAAUCAAGAUAAAAUCACCGCUUGUCAACUUGUGGAUAGCGCUAGGGUGUUGGUUGUGAACAGUGUCGAGCAUGCAAGCCUUGAAGUUGCAAACAACAUCUAUCAGCCGUUAUCCAGACUGCGAGCACUUCGAGAAUUGGAAGUCAGCUGUGAAAACAAUGGAGAACUACAGUGGAAAAAUGAGGAGAAUGGUCGAUGGGUCGAUUUUGAGCCGAUUUAUUAUCAGAGAGGGAUGUUGAUGGAUAGAAAAGUUCUUCCUGAAGUCUGGCUUAACUUAGCCAAAAAGGCGACCAAAUUUGAAUCAUACUUGAUAGCUCAAAGGUGGCUUGAAAGUAUCGAGAAGUUGAACCCUAGGAAAGAUGUUUUAGAUAAGGUGUACCUUCAAAAAGCACAGCUUGCCUGGAAAACCGGCGACUCUUUAAGGGCAAAAUAUUUAAUUAAAAAGGUGAUGGAUGAACAAAAUUAUACUGAAUCGUCUUUAUUGUCUCAAGCGCUUCUCACUUACGGUACCUGGAUGGCAGAAAGCAAAUCUGAACAGGCUUCUGUUAUAAUACAGAAAUAUUUUGAAAAAGCAAGGUCAGUUAGUGAAAGAAACAGAAAAGAAAGAUUGGCGGCUGCUGAUUGCCUCGCGAAAUAUGCUGAUUCUGAGUACCAGAGGUUGAUACAGUAUUUUAAUUCAAAGGAAUUUAGCGAGAAGUGUGAAAAUGCAAGAGUAAGUCAAAAAAUGUUAGCUGAGUUACAAAAAGGAAAGGCCGAUUCUGUUGAUUACAUUCGAGUGACCAAGACGUACGAAGUUCAAGUUGAACUCGUAAACGAGGAAAUGAAGACUUUAAAAAAAGAGAUACACACUUACCUCAUAUUGGCCCUAACUGAGUACAUCAAUUGCUUGAUACUCGGUGAAGGCGAUUCAAAUGAUCUCAAGAUGUUCCGCGUUGUUUCGCUCUGGCUUGGCUUGUCAGACACACAACACAAAACCUUAGAAAAUGAAAUAAACAGGUUCAUGCAGAAAAUCAAUUCGCACAAAUUCAUACUAAUUCUAUCGCAGUUGGCAGCAAGGAUCUCUGAUGAGAAAUCUGCCUUUACUUCAGUUCUCAACUCAAUUUUAAUACGUUGCUGUAAAGAGCAUCCAUAUCAUUCAGUGCCGAUCAUCUUAGCCUUAGCAAAUUCAUAUAAAGAUGUAGAUUACCUCCAAAGGGAGAAAAAUAUUUCAUCGAAAGCUUCUUCGAGCACUUCAAAGGAAAAUUCAAAGCCGCGUGUCCGUGGUGCUUUGCAAAUUUAUGAGGAGCUGUUGAAAGAUAAAAAUAUUUGUGAGAUAGUUCUAAAGAUGCAAGAGCUCUCAUUGGCCUAUAUAAGCCUUGCCAAUUGCGACAUCCCAAGGUCUAUGCGUCCAGGAGAUUACAAAAUAGCAACUGGGGAACCUAUAAGAAAAUUAAAAUGUUUAAACAUUCUCCCUUGCUUAUCGAUGAGCAUACCAGUCAACAAAUUAGGCAACUAUAGUAAUAUAGUUUCCAUUCAAGGUUUCGCUGAGGUUUAUACCCUAGUAGGUGGGGUCAAUCAGCCCAAAAAAGUCAGCUGCAUCUGCUCAGACGGUGUUACGAGGUACCAGCUCAUCAAGGGCAAAGAUGAUCUAAGGCAAGAUGCAGUGAUGCAGCAGGUCUUCACAGUCAUGAAUAUACUACUUAGAAGUGAAGAAAGUACAGCGAAUAGAAAACUUCUUAUUAGAACAUACAAGGUUGUUCCUCUUUCUCAGCGAAGUGGAUUAAUUGAGUGGGUGGAUAACACAGAGCCCAUCGGUGUGUACCUCGCUGGAAAUAAUUAUAGACAGGGGGCGCAUAAAAGAUACUAUCCGAAGGAUUUAAGCACUUUGGAAUGCCGCCAAAGAAUGCGAGACGUUGCUAACAAGAAGGCAGACAUUAAACUGAAAGUAUUUAAUGAAAUCUGCUCCAAGUUGAAUCCGGUCUUUAGGUAUUUCUUUACUGAAAAAUAUCCGACACCGACGCAAUGGUUUGAAAGCAGACUUGCUUAUACUCGCAGUGUUGCCACUAACUCAAUGAUUGGAUAUAUUCUUGGCAUCGGAGAUCGGCAUGUUUGUAACAUCCUCAUGGAUCUUAAGACUGCUGAAGUUAUCCAUAUAGAUUUUGGAAUUGCGUUUGAACAAGCUAGAAUCCUUCCAACACCCGAGACUGUGCCUUUUAGAUUGACUAGAGAUAUAGUCGAUGGUAUGGGAGUGACCGGAGUCGAAGGGGUUUUCAGGAGAUGUUGCGAAGAAACCCUAAAAGUACUGAGAAAAUGUCAGGAACCAAUUUUGACUACGCUUGAGGUGCUUCUUUACGAUCCUCUAUACACGUGGACGAUAACACCCAAAAAGGCGCAAACGUUUCAGUCCGAAGAUGGAUCUAAUUCUACCACGAUCGAUUCAGAGGAAAAAUCGUCCGAAGAGUUGAACGCGCUUGCAAUGUGGGCCUUGCAGAGGCUUAAACAGAAACUCGAAGGGCGGGAAGGCGGUGGUGCAACCGGUGUCGAAGGACAAGUCAACUAUCUCAUUAACACGGCCACAGAUCCUGCCAAUCUAAGCGGGCUCUUCCAGGGCUGGCAAGCUUAUCUUUAAAUUCAUUUUUUAACUUUUAUAAUUAAAUAGUAAAUAAUUUAUUUAAUAGUUCAAUUUGUAUAACUGUC